Messenger RNA from Aspergillus ibericus CBS 121593, 1272 nucleotides. RefSeq names its product class II aldolase/adducin family protein. Bases 318 to 1205 code for a protein of 295 amino acids. The record is from RefSeq and is a predicted model, not a curated record. Lineage: Eukaryota; Fungi; Ascomycota; Eurotiomycetes; Eurotiales; Aspergillaceae. The transcript is spliced from 3 exons. Gene Ontology annotation, molecular function: actin filament binding. Gene Ontology annotation, cellular component: cytoskeleton.
GAAAUCUACUCAGAAACCAUCUUCAAUGCGCUAUAAGCUGAAUGGGAUUGAGGAAUGUUAUUUGCAACGUGUUGGAGUGGCUUCUCGGCCAGAAAGCCGCGAUAAGCCGCGAUAGCCCGUGGCAUCGCAACCAAGGAAGCGGGCGUCAGCAGCCUCGGUUCCAGCCCGUCGGUUACAACAUCCUGUCUUUGGUUGGUCCGACCCCGCUAUGUCGAUCAGAUAAGGACCAGCUUAUCCCCUAAUCCUGCUCAUCACUGCAUCCUCGAUCAUUGCAAUUCUCCAUCAUCACUAGUCAUCCAAUACUCCCUCAUCACACCAUGGCCCCUCCCACCGAAACCGAAACCGCCACCUCCUCACCUCUCACCCUUCUGACCCGUCAAUCCACACAAGAGACGACCGCCGAAACCGCCAAAGUGAAGAACGCCCCGGGCCAGUUCCCCCGACCUCCUGUCUUCGAAGAUAAAUACAAAGAGCGGGAAUACCUCAAGGGUCGCCUGGCUGCAGCGUUUCGCAUUUUUGGGAAGAAUGGUUACGAUGAAGGCGUGGCAGGACACAUCACUCUUCGCGACCCGGUCGACCCUACCACCUUCUGGGUGAACCCUUUCGGCGUGGCAUUCUCGCAGAUUAAAGCAUCGGACCUGAUCCAAGUGAGCCACAGCGGAGAGAUCAUUGACGGGGGGCCGGUUCGGCUGCUUAAUGCAGCGGCCUUUAUGAUUCACUCUGCUAUCCAUGCUGCUCGACCAGAUGUCCUCUGCGCAGCACAUAGCCACAGUAUGCAUGGACGGGCAUUCUGUACGCUGGGACGACCGCUGGAUAUCAUCACGCAGGAUGCGUGCAUGUUCUACAAUGACCAUGUCGUCUACAAACAAUUCAACGGGAUCGUGCUUGCCGAGGAAGAAGGAAAGAACAUUGCACAGGCUCUAGGGAACAAGAAGGCCGCGCUGCUACAGAACCAUGGACUCCUGACGGUGGGAAGGACCAUCGAAGAGACGGUGUUCUGGUUUGUCAGUCUAGAGAGAUGCUGCUACGUGCAGUUGAUGGCCGAUGCCGCGGCAGCCGGACGGGGCGGGCAGACGGUCAAGGUGGAUGAGGCCGAUGCAGCGUUUACGUACAAAUCCAUUGGGUCACCGAUGGCAGGAUAUUUCAGCGCGAAGCCAAUGUUUGAUGUGAUCCACGAGGAGACGGGAGGGAAGUAUCUGAACUGAUGCUGUCACUGAUAUUAGUCCGGUUGCUAUAUGCCAUAUCUCUAAUCUACAAUCAAUUACUCACUCC